Molecule: messenger RNA, 720 nt
Organism: Paracoccidioides lutzii Pb01
Exons: 3
Coding region: 1-720 (239 amino acids)
Biological process (GO): thiamine metabolic process; thiamine diphosphate biosynthetic process
Molecular function (GO): thiamine diphosphokinase activity; ATP binding
Source: RefSeq, a predicted model, not a curated record
AUGGACUGGCAUCCAGCGCGGUUCUUCGAUUCCCGAACACCUCCAUCCUCUCCGUUCGCUCUGCUCAUUCUCAACCAACCAAUCAACGAAGAUGCCUGCAAGAUCCUCAAGAAGCAUGCAAGCUUUACAAUCUGCGCAGAUGGCGGCGCAAAUCGCUUUUAUGCCCUCAUGCAGAGGUGGGAGAAGGAGUCUGUGGAGCUCCCCGACGCAAUAGUCGGCGACCUAGACUCCAUCAGCCCACACGUCCGCAUGUACUAUGAAAGCCUGCAUGUCCCCGUCAUCCACGAUCCGGACCAAGAGUACACAGACUUCACGAAAUGUAUACGUUAUAUACAAUCCCGUCGUUCUGCUGCUGCUGCUGCUGCUGCCGCUGCCGCUAUCAAGGAUACCCACAACAGCAGUGCAACAUCAUCAGUUCCAGCUCCAGCUCCGAGAACGGAAGAAACCCAUCCAGCGUUCGACGUGCUUAUCCUGGGCGGCCUAGGCGGCCGCGUCGACCAUGCCUUCUCGCAAAUCCACCACCUCUACACCUCUUCAAGACAUACGCCCCCAUCACCAGCAACAUUCACAUAUACCGAUGGCGAACUAUACCUCGUCUCCGAAGAGAGCGUGACGUUCGUCUUACCCCGCGGAGACAACAGGAUCCACAUACCCGGCGGAUCACGCAUGGGGCCGUCGAAGUCGAAGUGCACCACCACCGAAUACUGCACGAGUCACUGA